AUGGUGGGCAAGAAGGAAGCGCCAAAAGUCAAGCCCAAAGCUCCCCCGCGCGGGGCAGCACGGCCGAAAGCUCCCGCUGCAGACGGCAGUGCGCAGGAGGCGGAUGCAGGCAGUGGAGGGCCAGUGGGCAGCGAUGGGGUCGCCGUAGCAGAGGCACAGCCGCCCGCAGACGUCGACCCCGCUGCGUCCGCGUCCGCCGAAGCAACGCGCAAACGCAAAGCGCCACCACGCCCCCAGCCCAAGGACGAAUUCGCCGCCCUCCUCGAGCCCUUCUACUACGGCAAGCGCCUCGACGAGCCCAUCAACACUGCCCGCGACAAGUGGAACCUGCUGCCGGCCUUCCUCAAGGUCAAGGGCCUGGUCAAGCAGCACGUCGACUCGUACAACCAUUUCGUCGACGUUGACCUCAAGAAGAUCAUCAAGGCCAACCGCUUCGUGCGCAGCGACUUCGACCCCAAAUUCCUCCUCGAGUACACCGACAUCCGCGUUCUGUCGCCGAACCGACAGGAAGAAGACGACCUCGACCACCACCGCAGUACCAUCACUCCGAACGAAUGUCGCCUGAGGGACAUGACAUAUGCCGCGCCAAUUGUGGUUGACAUUGUCUACACAAGAGGCAAUGCGAAGGUCAAGCGGACGGGCAUUAAAAUCGGCAGGAUGCCCAUCAUGCUGAAGAGCAACAAGUGCGUCUUGGCUGCAAAGAACGACCGCGAGAUGGCCGUUAUGGAGGAGUGCCCGCUGGAUCCUGGAGGUUACUUUAUCACGCGUGGGCAAGAGAAGGUCAUUUUGGUGCAGGAGCAGCUGAACAAGAACCGUGUCAUUGUCGAGAGCGCAAAGGGCAUCAUGCAGGCCAGCGUUACGAGUUCGACCCACGAGCGACGCACAAAGACCUAUGUCAUCCAGAAGAAGGGCCUCAUGUUUUUGAGGCACAACACUCUUUCCGAGGAAGUUCCAAUUGCGUUUGCGCUCAAGGCGUUGGGUGUGCACUCGGACAAGGAGAUUCUUCUCAUGGUUGCUGGAGACGACAGCGCUUACCAGGAUAGCUUCGCCAUCAACUUCGAGGCGUGUGCAAGAGAAAGCAUUCACACCCAGGAGAAGGCCCUGGAAUACAUCGGUCAUCGCGUACGAUUGACAAAGAAGCCAGCCGGAGCCUCCCGCAUACGCAACUACCACCUCGAGGCCAUUGAGUGCUUGUCGAAUGUCAUCCUUCCGCACGUCCCGGUUGUGGGCACCAAUUACCGACCAAAGGCCUUGUAUGUUGCUUUGAUGGCACGAAGGGUGCUCAUGGCCAUGCAAGACCCCAAGCUUGUGGAUGACCGCGAUUACGUCGGAAACAAGCGUCUCGAGUUGUCCGGGCAGAUGUUGUCCCUUCUCUUCGAAGACCAUUUCAAGCGCUUCAACCACGACUUCAAGCUCAGCAUCGACAAAGUUUUGAAGAAACAGAACCGCGCUCAAGAAUUCGACGCUUUCUCACACUUUAGCGUGCACAAAAACCACAUUACUAUGGGUAUUGAGCGCGCUAUUGCUACUGGAAACUGGAGUUUGAAGCGUUUCAAGAUGGAAAGGGCGGGUGUCACGCACGUUCUUAGUCGACUGAGUUACAUUGCUGCACUGGGUAUGAUGACGCGAAUCAGUUCGCAGUUCGAAAAGACAAGAAAGGUGUCCGGUCCUCGUGCAUUGCAGCCGAGUCAGUUUGGUAUGCUGUGCACAUCUGAUACUCCUGAAGGAGAAGCGUGUGGUCUCGUCAAGAAUCUAGCAUUGAUGACGCAUAUCACAACCGAAGAUGACGAAAACCCGGUACGCAAGAUCGUCUUCUUGUUAGGCGCAGAGGAUAUCUGUUCGCAGACUGGAGAAGAAAUUCACGCCGAAGGUGUCUACUCAGUGUGUCUGAACGGUACACCGAUCGCCGUCACAGACACGCCAAAACGAUUCCUGAACAGCUUCCGAAAGCUCAGGCGAAUGGGUCGCAUCUCGGAGUUUACCAGUAUUCACAUUGACCACGAUCAUUGCGAAGUUCACGUGGCAACAGACGAAGGCCGUAUUUGUCGACCGAUGAUCAUUGUAGAGAACGAGCGUUCUAAAGUUACAUCACGAUAUCUCAAGGCUCUACGGAAGGGAACUAUGGAAUUUGAAGACUUCCUGACAAGAGGUCUUGUGGAGUAUCUGGACACCAACGAGGAGAACGAUACCAACAUUGCAUUGACCGAAAACGAGAUCAACCAACACACAACACAUCUUGAGAUCGAACCGUUUACCAUCCUGGGUGCCGUCGCUGGUCUUAUUCCCUACCCGCACCACAACCAAUCGCCCCGUAAUACCUACCAAUGUGCCAUGGGAAAACAAGCCAUUGGCGCCAUCGCUUACAAUCAGUUCAACAGGAUAGAUACACUUCUCUACCUCAUGGUCUAUCCACAGGAGCCCAUGGUUAAGACCCGAACCAUUGAACUCACCAAGUAUGAUAAGCUUCCUGCUGGCCAGAAUGCCACAGUCGCAGUCAUGUCCUACUCAGGUUACGAUAUUGAGGACGCCCUCAUUCUCAACAAAGCUUCCUGCGACCGUGGCUUCGGUCGCUGCCAGGUUAUGAAGAAGCAUGUCACAGCCCUCAAGACCUAUGCUAACGGCACAUCUGACCGUAUUAACGCUGGCGCUCUGGAUCCGAACAAGUCAGAGCACCAGGCUAUCGGCGCUGACGGUAUUGCCCAAGUUGGUGCCCGCCUGGAAGCCGGCGAUGCAUACCUGCUCAAGAGUCUGCCCGCUGAUACCGCAGGCCCGGCCUCGAAUCAGUACAAAGACAAGCCUGAGCGAUACAAGCUGCCCGACUGCUCUUACAUCGACAAGGCGUGCAUCACCGAGAACGAAGCGGGAACCACCCUCAUCAAGCUGCUUUUUCGACAAACCCGACGACCUGAGCUGGGCGACAAAUUCUCUUCUCGCCACGGACAGAAGGGAACAACAGGUCUGAUCGUCCAGCAGGAAGACAUGCCCUUCAACGACUACGGCAUCUGCCCCGAUAUCAUCAUGAACCCCCACGGUUUCCCAUCCCGAAUGACAGUCGGCAAGAUGAUGGAACUGCUCUCUGGCAAGGCAGGUGUUCUGAACGGCACACUGGAGUACGGCACCGCAUUCGGCGGAUCGAAGGUCGAAGACAUGUCCGAGAUCCUCGUCAAGAACGGCUUCUCAUACACCGGCAAAGACUACCUCACGUCCGGCAUCACCGGCGAGGCGCACCAAUUCUACACCUUCUUUGGCCCAAUCUACUACCAGAAGCUCAAGCACAUGGUACAGGACAAAAUGCACUCCCGUGCCCGCGGCCCGCGUGCCAUUCUUACUCGUCAACCCACAGAGGGUCGUGCGAGGUCCGGUGGUCUGCGUCUGGGAGAAAUGGAGCGCGAUUGUCUGAUCGCGUACGGGGCGUCGCAAUUGCUACUCGAGCGCCUGAUGAUCAGCUCAGACGCGCACGAUGUCGACGUGUGCGAGAAGUGCGGUCAGAUGGGCUACUCAGGCUAUUGCAAGCUCUGCGAGAGCGAGAAGGCGGUGCGCCGCAUCACAAUGCCGUAUGCGGCGAAGCUGCUGAUCCAGGAGCUGGGCAGCAUGAAUGUCAAGGUGACGAUCGGUCUGGAAGACGAAUUUCCGAGGCAUCUGGAUUAG
Messenger RNA from Boeremia exigua, 3648 nucleotides. RefSeq lists its product as uncharacterized. The transcript is spliced from 3 exons. The record is from RefSeq and is a predicted model, not a curated record. Gene Ontology annotation, molecular function: DNA binding; ribonucleoside binding; DNA-directed RNA polymerase activity. NCBI's taxonomy places the organism in Eukaryota, Fungi, Ascomycota, Dothideomycetes, Pleosporales, Didymellaceae. Gene Ontology annotation, biological process: DNA-templated transcription. The coding region runs from base 1 to 3648 and encodes 1215 amino acids. Gene Ontology annotation, cellular component: RNA polymerase III complex.